Messenger RNA from Mesocricetus auratus (golden hamster), 1644 nucleotides. It is a transcript of the gene Tle7, whose product is annotated as TLE family member 7. Gene Ontology annotation, biological process: regulation of DNA-templated transcription; negative regulation of canonical Wnt signaling pathway. Gene Ontology annotation, molecular function: transcription corepressor activity; protein binding. Gene Ontology annotation, cellular component: transcription regulator complex; nucleus. Lineage: Eukaryota; Metazoa; Chordata; Mammalia; Rodentia; Cricetidae. The transcript has 9 exons. The record is from RefSeq and is a predicted model, not a curated record. The coding region runs from base 85 to 1398 and encodes 437 amino acids.
GAGAUUGGGAUGAACUGGGAACCCAGGAUCUGUUCGCUGGGUCCCUAGAGCCAGACGGUCCCUUUACUUGACUGACCCACGACCAUGAGUGAAGAGAAAGAGGACUCGUUCAGGGUACUCAGGAUUUAUGAUGAAACAGAGGAGAUAAAGAAGAUGCCGGAAAGCUCAGGUGUUUCUUCUCGUCAUGGGCAACAAGAACAACACCAAAUGGACAGUGCGCAGGGAACGCCCCAGCUGCCCCCAUGUCCCUCGGUGCACCAUGGCCCUGUUUACCAGGAAGUGCACAGUAUGACCCAGCAGUGGUGGGGUCCCCAGGCCCAGGACACAUCUGGGCUCCAGCCCAUGUGGCUUUCAGAGGCGGAAACAGAAGGAGGCACCAGCUCAAGCUUUCAACCAGGAGCUAUGACUGGCCAGUUCUGUUCUUCAUCCUCUCUCAACAGAGAAGUCUGGUCGUUCCUCAAAACCAUUCCUCCGAUCCCAGAUGAGGCAGUAGUCACGAGGAAGUCCCCACGUGGGUCCUGGAGGGUUGGCAGUCUCCGCCAUGGGAAGCGAGUGAAUGCUAUUGCCAUCAGCAGUGCUCCACACCAUGUGUACACGUGUGGCACUGGCUACAUCAGGGUGUGGGAUGCAGAUGCAUUGCACGCCUCAGACAGAGCACCUCAGGCCCAGCUGGACUUUCAGGACCCUCGGAAUCGUGUCCUUACCUGCAAGCUGUUCCCCGAUGAGCAGAGUCUGAUCACAGGGGGAAUGGCCCGGGCUCUGACUCUUUGGGACCUGGCUCCCACACCCCAAAUCAGGGCCCAGAUGGCCUCCACAGGCCCCAUGUGCUAUUCCUUGGCCCUCUCUUCCGAUGCCCACAUCUGCUUGGCUUCUUUCAAAGGAUUCGUGGAAAUUUGGGAUGUGCAGAACCAAAUCUUGAUCAGGAAACAUGAAGUUCCUCCCUAUGGGUCCCGCUGCGUGGACAUCACGGGUUUUAAGUUCUGGACAGGUGGUGAAGACACCACCCUGUAUUCGUGGGACAUGAGGAGCUACCAGAAGCUGCAACAGCACAACUUAUGCCAUGAGAUCCUUAGCAUUACCCACGACCCCAGUGAGGAAUGGGUGCUAGCGGGCUUGAAAAUGAGUGACAUUGUCAUCCUACACGCUCACCGGGAGGAGAAGUAUAGAGCCAUUGUCCAAAGAUAUACACAACACCACAACCUCAAGUUCGCCUCUUGUGGGACCCAUUUUGUGGCCACGCUGGAUGAUAUGAUCCACUGUUUAGCGGCACCUUCUCUACGAAGGUUGUUCCAGACGGAGGAGUGUUAUGACAUUCUAUGCUGUGACUUGUCUGCUGAUAGUCAGUAUCUGGUCACUGGUUCCAAGGAAAAUGCCACAGUAUACCAGCUCUUGUAUUGAAGGCUGUGGGCCAUGGUCUUGCCAGUGAAGAACCAAAGAGAUCAGACCAUGUGACCUCACAGUACUAGUCAUCUCCAACACCUGUCUCCCUCUACUUCAGCCUUUGCGGUUGGCUGGCUGUAAUCCCAGGCUUUGAGUAUAUGGCUUGGGGACUUUUCGGUUUUUUUUUUUUCAUCCCCACUCAUUGAUAUCUGUGUUUGGCAGGUAACUUUAUGAGAUAUGACUUUGUAAUUAAUAAAAAUAGAG